GGCUCUGCGUUAUUAUGCUACAGGGGAUAAUAUGGAAACCAUAGGAGAUACACUUGGUUUUCAUAAAUCAAGUGUAUCCAGAAGUGUCCGAGAUGUAUCACAGGCGCUAGUGAACAUAUCAUCACAGUUUAUUAAGUGGUCAUCCCCAAAUGAGAAGGUGUUAAUUAAGAAAGGCUUUUAUUCAAUUGCUGGAUUUCUUGCUGUAGUUGGUGCUGUGGACGGCACACAUGUGAGAAUUAUUGCUCCAUCUGACCAUGAACCUGCUUAUGUCAACCGUAAGGGGUAUCACUCGAUCAACACCCAGGCUAUAUGCAAUCAUGAAGGCAAAUUCACUAACAUUGUUGCUAAAUGGCCUGGCUCCAAUCACGAUUCAUUCAUAUUCCGAGAAUCUAAUAUCAGGGCCUACCUUGAAGCACAUCAUAGGGGCUUGGAUAUUGACGGUGUUUUACUUGGAGACAGUGGAUAUGCUUGUAGCAGAUAUCUUGUGACUCCUUUUCUACGUCCAACAUCAGAGGCUCAGAUGCGAUAUAAUAAUUCCCAUGCACAAACUAGAACAGUCAUUGAGCGAAGUUUUGGAUGGCUUAAAAGGCGCUUCUUGGCUUUGCAUGGAGAAAUGAAGUGUAAACCAGAACGUGCAGCAAAAAUAAUUGUGGCGUGCGCUGUUUUACACAAUAUAGCUCAGGACAGGAGAGAGACAAUCAAUGAUGCUGGCUGUGAUGACACUCAGGACCAAAGAGAUGAGGCUUACGUCUUAGAUGAAGUAGCUGCCCAGCCCAUGAAUAACAACAUCAGACAAUUCAUUGUCAAUAACUACUUUUAA
This is a messenger RNA of Saccostrea cuccullata (small rock oyster), 820 nucleotides long. Its product is annotated as putative nuclease HARBI1. Lineage: Eukaryota; Metazoa; Mollusca; Bivalvia; Ostreida; Ostreidae. The transcript has 4 exons. The coding region runs from base 32 to 820 and encodes 262 amino acids. The record is from RefSeq and is a predicted model, not a curated record.